AUGGCCUAUUCGUCCCCACGCCACUCUCAGAAUUUCUACCAGUACGAUGCAUCGACACCUCCACCGCCUCCGCCAAAGCCAGGACGUUCGAGUGGGAAUGCAACUCCAUCACAGGGGCCUCCAUUGCCCCCACCCCCACCAGGUCAAUCAUCGUACUCGGGAGAUCAGCAACAAAAUCCACAUGCACAGCAGCAGUAUUCACAGAUAGGAUCAGAGCAGCCGACUAUCCAACCGCCGGAUGAUGGCUGGCUACCUGACGUGCUCAAGGACAAACCGACCAAGGACUUGCAUCAUGUGCUUCAGACGUCAGAACUACAACAUGCUAUAGUCCACAGCCCUGAAACAACACAUUCAUCACUACCUGCAUCUAUCGCCCCCCUCCAGGCGCUUCUUGCACAGAAUGUAGGCUUGGCGGAAUCACUCAAACAGCUGGAAGCACAUGUCCAGCAUCAGCGUGAUGGAACACAGUCGCGUCUACUAGCACUUCGUGCUCUGGAACGCCAGUGGAAAGCAAAGCAGGCUGAACAGGACGAAGCUCUUCGAGAAUUCAGUCCUCCAGCCCUGUAUCAACGACUAAGUGCGUCAGUAGGUGAGCAAGAGGCCCUAUGCCGAGGACUGGAAGAGAGCUUUCUCGAAGGCGAAGGCUUUGGCGGUGGGGAUGCCGUUGCUAGUGACCGAGAGGUGACGGACUUUGUGAGGCGGUUGAGAGAAGGCCGAAAGAUUGCCUACCUUCGAGCAGAACGCAAGGAGCGAUGGGACGAGGGCCGGGUCGGUGGUUGGCGAUGA
Messenger RNA from Alternaria atra, 786 nucleotides. RefSeq lists its product as uncharacterized. The record is from RefSeq and is a predicted model, not a curated record. Gene Ontology annotation, cellular component: ESCRT I complex. Bases 1 to 786 code for a protein of 261 amino acids. Gene Ontology annotation, biological process: protein targeting to membrane; protein targeting to vacuole; ubiquitin-dependent protein catabolic process via the multivesicular body sorting pathway. NCBI's taxonomy places the organism in Eukaryota, Fungi, Ascomycota, Dothideomycetes, Pleosporales, Pleosporaceae. The transcript has 2 exons.